Molecule: messenger RNA, 1269 nt
Organism: Trichoderma citrinoviride
Lineage: Eukaryota; Fungi; Ascomycota; Sordariomycetes; Hypocreales; Hypocreaceae
Product: FAD/NAD(P)-binding domain-containing protein
Exons: 4
Coding region: 1-1269 (422 amino acids)
Molecular function (GO): monooxygenase activity; FAD binding
Source: RefSeq, a predicted model, not a curated record
AUGGCGCCCCCCACCGUCCUGGUCAUUGGCUGUGGCGUAGCCGGGCCUGUCAUUGCGAUCCUCCUCAAGCGAAAAGGUUAUCAUCCGAUUGUCUUUGAAAAGGUUCGGGAACUGGGCAAUGCCGGAGCGUCAUUGAUGCUCAUGUCGAAUGGACUUAACGUCUUUGACUUGAUUGGAGUCGCAGACGCCAUCAAGGCCGAAUCCCUCCCUCUCACGACCCUCUGGGAUGCCAAAGCCUCGGGUGAGAUCCUAGGACAGUCCAACUUACCGAGCACCUGGGCCGAGAGCUAUCGACAGCCUGCUGCUGGCAUCAAGCGGACGACGCUCAAUCUGCUUUUGAAGGAGAAGGCGGGUGAGGAGGGCAUCGAGGUCAGGGAGGGAUGGGCACUGGUCGAUAUCCAGGAGCACGAGGACUCGGUGACGGCGACUUUCGGCAAUGGACAGUCAGUGACGGGGUCGUUUCUCGUUGGAUGCGAUGGCAUCAAGUCUGCUUCAAGAGCUAUUCUGCAGAAGCAAAGGGGGGUUGAAGAAGGGCUUCCUUCAUAUACUGGUCUUACACAGACGGCCUUCAUUUCAGAAACACCGGUGGCUCUUCAAAACACGGCAGCAAUGCGCAACUGGUACGGCGACGGAGUCCAUGUCAUCGCCUACCCAGUAGGCCCCAAGACAAUGUCAUGGGCCCUCACGCAGCGAGAGACUCAAGAGAGAGAAGAGACGUGGCGCCCCUUUACCGCCGACGAGCUGGAUACCCAGCGGGACGCCCUGUGCAAGCUACUAGAUGGCUGGGACGCCAGCAUCGCUCAGGGAGUGAGAUCGGCUGAGCGCAUCAUCAAGUAUGGCCUGUUUGACCGUGAAGAGCUGAGGCCGGACCAGUGGUUUUCGCGACGUUGCGUACUGAUAGGAGAUGCCGCACAUCCUACGAGCCCUCACCUUGGACAGGGUGCCAAUCAGGCCAUGGAAGACUGCUACCACCUGAGCACCAUGCUGCCGAAUCUCGCCCCCAACAGCCAGCAUGAAGAUGGCAUCGACAAGAGUCUCAACAUAUUACGGAGCAGUAGUCUCUCGGAAUCCGUCUUCAGGCCAUUUGCGGAGAAGCGUCAACCUCGGACAUCAAUGCUCGUCAAGGGCGCUCGGGCGCAGGGCGAGGUGCGGGUUGCCGUGGGUAGGGAGAAGGGCCGGGAGCGAGAUGAGAUGAUUGCGAAAUCGUACGAGGGCAAUGCUGCUGCUGUCGUGGCCAAGUUUGAGAAUCUGCUGAAGCAGCCGUUUUAG